Messenger RNA from Vidua chalybeata, 1442 nucleotides. RefSeq names its product syntaxin 3 (gene STX3). The coding region runs from base 189 to 1046 and encodes 285 amino acids. Gene Ontology annotation, biological process: synaptic vesicle fusion to presynaptic active zone membrane; exocytic insertion of neurotransmitter receptor to postsynaptic membrane; intracellular protein transport. The transcript has 11 exons. Gene Ontology annotation, molecular function: SNARE binding; SNAP receptor activity. Lineage: Eukaryota; Metazoa; Chordata; Aves; Passeriformes; Viduidae. Gene Ontology annotation, cellular component: plasma membrane; presynaptic active zone membrane; SNARE complex. The record is from RefSeq and is a predicted model, not a curated record.
CCCGUCACUGGGGAUUAGCGCAGGGACAGCCCCGGCCUCGGCGACAGGCACAGGGGACAGGGCCACCCGCCACCUCGCCUGGAUGUAGGAGGCCUGGCCGAGCGGCGAGGACCGAGGGUGACAUCCCCCAUCCCUGCGCUGGGCGAGGACGGGGACCCCCCCGCGCCCCCCCAGCCUUUGGGGGCACCAUGAAGGACCGGCUGGAGCAGCUCAAGGCGAAGCAGGAUGCGGACGAUGAGGAGGAGCUGGAGAUUGCCGUGGACAAUACGGCCUUCAUGGACGAGUUCUUCUCGGAGAUUGAGGAGACCCGGCAGAACAUCGACAAGAUCUCAGAGAACGUGGAGGAAGCCAAGAAGCUCUACAGCAUCAUCCUCUCAGCCCCCCUCCCAGAGCAGAAGACCAAAGAUGACCUGGAGCAGCUGACGGCAGAGAUCAAGAAAAUGGCCAACAGCGUCCGUAACAAGCUGAAGAGUAUGGAGAGGAACAUUGAGCAGGACGAGGCACGAUCCUCCGCCGACCUCCGGAUACGCAAGUCCCAGCACUCGGUCCUGUCCCGCAAGUUCGUGGACGUCAUGACCAAGUACAACGAGGCGCAGGUGGAUUUCCGGGAGCGGAGCAAGGGCCGGAUCCAGCGCCAGCUGGAAAUCACCGGCAAGAACACAACGGAUGAGGAGCUGGAGGAGAUGCUGGAGAGUGGGAACCCCUCCAUCUUCACCUCGGGGAUCAUGGACUCGCAGAUCUCGAAGCAGGCGCUGAGCGAGAUCGAGGGGCGGCACAAGGACAUCGUGCGCCUGGAGAGCAGCAUCAAGGAGCUCCACGACAUGUUCGUGGACAUCGCCAUGCUGGUGGAGAAUCAGGGAGCCAUGAUCGACCGCAUAGAGAACAACAUGGACCAGUCCGUGGGAUUCGUGGAACGGGCCGUGGCUGACACCAAAAAGGCUGUGAAGUACCAAAGUGAGGCCAGGAGGAAGAAGAUCAUGAUCAUGUUGUGCUGCAUCAUCCUUGCCAUCAUCCUGGCAUCCAGCAUCGGGAGCAUCUUCGCCUGAGCCCCCCACCCGCUGCCCUCCAGGUGGCCUUUCCCCCUCCUGCCCCCCUGCCCGGAUGAUCCAUGGGAGAGAGCCCGGCCAAGCCCUGAUCCCCGGAGCCCCGAGGACAUCCCACGUGUCCCUGGAGGAGUGGAGCCCACCCGCCACGCUCCCCGCUGCCCUCCCAGCGCCGAGGUCCCCUCGCUCCUCCUUCUCCUCCACUCGGGUGACAGUCGGUGGCCGCUGUGACAAGCAGCCCCUCCUCGGUGGCACAGAGCCGCCGGAGGGGCCGUGUCCCUCUCAGGGUGGGACACAGGGCUCUGCCUUGCCAGGGCAGCCGGAGGAGCCUCUCCCUGUGCUUGGAGCUCCUUGGAUGUGCAGCCACCCAUGCUGGAGCCUUCCUCCUCAAUAAAGAGC